UGUCGGGAAAUGUCUGUACGGUGGGCGCCAUAUUGGAGCAACAACUAUUGUUAUAAAUUGAGACGGGGCUGCUGCUGGCUGAGUUUACAUGUUUUCUGCGUGUUUGUUCUGAAAAUAUUUGGAUAUUUCUACGCAAGGUCAUGAAAGAGAUGUCAACGACUGGUAACAGUACGCUUGGCGGGCAGCAGCCUCGGAAACAUUAUGGCAUCACUUCUUCAAUCAGCCUGGCCUUUCCCAGAGAGAUAGACCAUAUCUACACUCAGAAGCUCACUGAGGCUAUGAAACCAUUUGGAGUGUUUGAGGGUGAAGAUGAACUCAAUCACAGACUUGCAGUUCUUGGAAAGCUGAAUUCAUUUGUGAAGGAGUGGAUUGCAGAAAUCAGUGAAUCAAAGAAUCUUCCAACGUCAGCAGUAGUGAAUGUUGGGGGCAAAAUCUUUACUUUUGGGUCAUAUAGGUUGGGAGUGCACACAAAAGGUGCUGAUAUAGAUGCUUUGUGUGUUGCCCCACGUCACGUCGAAAGAACUGACUUUUUUUCAUCCUUCUUUGAAAAACUAAAACGGCUUGAUGAGAUUAAGGAUCUACGAGCUGUAGAAGAUGCAUUUGUACCAGUCAUCAAAUUCAAGUUUGAUGGAAUUGAGAUUGAUCUGCUGUUUGCCAGGCUGGCUCUACAGUCAAUUCCUGAUAACCUGGACCUGAGAGGAGACUCUCUCCUCAGAAACUUGGACAUCAGAUGCAUUCGCAGUCUAAACGGUUGCCGUGUUACAGAUGAGAUCCUAUAUCUGGUGCCUAAUAAAGAGAACUUCAGAUUAACAUUGAGAGCAAUUAAACUGUGGGCCAAACGACGUGGAAUCUAUUCCAACAUGCUAGGCUUUCUUGGUGGAGUUUCCUGGGCUAUGCUCGUGGCCAGAACUUGUCAGCUCUAUCCAAAUGCUGUUGCCGCCACACUUGUGCACAAGUUCUUUCUGGUCUUCUCUAAAUGGGAAUGGCCAAACCCUGUGCUUUUAAAACAACCUGAAGACAGCAAUUUAAAUCUGCCAGUCUGGGAUCCACGGGUGAAUCCAUCAGACAGGUAUCAUCUGAUGCCAAUCAUCACUCCUGCAUAUCCACAACAGAACUCUACCUACAACGUGUCCACUUCCACACGCACCAUCAUGAGUGAAGAGUUCAAGAAUGGUCUCACUGUUACAGAUGAAAUUCUUCAGGGUAAAGCCGACUGGUCCAAGUUGUUUGAACCUCCUAACUUUUUCCAGAAGUACAAGCAUUACAUUGUCCUCACUGCCAGUGCAUCCACUGAGGAAAACCAUCUGGAGUGGAUUGGACUGGUCGAAUCAAAGAUAAGAGUGUUGGUUGGAAAUUUGGAGCGCAAUGAGUACAUCACCCUUGCCCAUGUCAACCCACAGUCUUUUCCCGGGUCAAAAGAGAAUCACAACGAAAAUGAAUUUGUUUCCAUGUGGUUCAUUGGAAUCAGCUUCAAAAAACUGGACAACUCUGACUGUGUGAAUAUUGACUUGACCUACGACAUCCAGUCCUUCACAGAUACUGUUUAUAGGCAGGCCAGCAAUAUCAACAUGCUAAAGGAUGGCAUGACUAUUGAGGCCACACAUGUGAAGAAAAAACAGUUGCAUCAGUACCUGCCUCCUGAACUUGUGCAGAGGAAGAAGAAGAGUUUGGGAGAUAUAAAUCGGAGCUCAAAUGGUGGGGGAUCAAAGCGCUGCUCUCUGGAUGGCAGUCAGCUGGACAGCUCCAGGGACACAGACAUCGGCACUCCAUUCAGCUCGCCUACACCAGUCAGCAAACCAUGCCAGCCAGCCUCCACACCUGAAGAUAGUAGUAUUAGCCCACCCAAGCAUCCAGUCCUUGUAUUCAUGGACAGCCCACCAGAAUCAGAAGUUUCUCCUCCAAAACCAGAACAGGGAAUGUCCAUUCCAGUCAUCGGAUCCAAGCCCAUCACCACUCCAGUUGCCAAGCCCCCAGCACCUCCCACUGGCAACACCAUUCCUACAGUGGUGGGCCGCAGUGUGAUACCCCGCAUUACCUCUUCCUCCCCUAGCCUAACUGAACUGCCCAACAGUAUCAAUGGAGCACCAAAGAGACCUCACUCUCCAUCUCUGGAAGAUCCACCUAAGAGGCACAAAGAUACAGAGGUGUUUUCAGAUGACUCUGCGUUUAAAGAGCCGUACCCUCCAAAUAGUAAUGGCUUGGAUGGUGAAGAGGGUCCAACAGUGGUGAGGGAGGGUCUUUCAGCAACCAAACCUAUGCCAAUACCAACAAUUGAUACAUCAAGAUCACAGAGACUACCCAGUAAAGAGCUUCCGGAUGCAUCUUCCCCAAUUCCCACAAGCAACCUCCGUGUUAUUAAAAAUUCAAUCAGGCUCACUCUUAACCGAUAACAAUGAGUUAUCUACAGGUUGUCCCUUAAAGAGUGGAACCACACUUGUGUAACAGCAGUGCUGCUUUUAAACUGCUACUGAUAUUUGGCUGGUCUUCCUGCUUGUUACAGAGUUAGUGUAAAGUAUUGCUCCCCCCUCCCCCCUUUUUUAUGCCUUACUGUGUCAAUGCUUGCUUAAACAUCUAUUUGAGCUUUUGAAACAAAUUGUACAGUAGAUGUAGUUUGUAUAUAACUUUAAAAAUCAUUGUUAGUCUUUCUAUGCCACCUUAAUGUAGUUUUUAUUAACAAAAAAAUUUUGAAAAAAAAAUUGUCCUGUUUGUCACUGUAAAUGAGAUUCUUCAUUGUUUGUCCGAAGGUUUUCGUUGCAGUCUUUUUGUAUUCGCUGUAUCGGUUCUGGUUCAGUUUCUGGGAGGACCUUUUGUGUGGGGUGCGUAUGUGUGUGAGUGUGUAGAUGGACUAGCAUUAGUAACUAAAAACCAAGACUCCAUUACCCAUCACAUUAAACGCUGCAGCCACUCCAUAGUUUUGUUAACAGAUCAGAACAAAAGAACAGUAUUAGAUCUGGGGUUUGGGUCUGUUGGCCAACAUUUAAAGGCAGAUCUGGUUUUACAAAGAGCUUGUGAUUGAGUCAGUGUUGGUUUUUGCGAGUGCAUGUGCAUGAUUGUAUUUCCCUGCGUCUAGAGCAUCACCCCUGCGCCUCCCAUGGAGGUCUGGAUGGCAGUGUCUCCUGAACUUAAAGAACAGAGACUAAAUGAGAUUUCUGCCCUCUUUCCAUGAUUUUCCUCUUUUUUUUUUUUUUUUUUUUUUUUUUUUUUUCUUUUUUUUUUUCUCUUCUUCCCUCUCAAUCUUUCCACAAGCUACUGUCCUACCCUGUUGGGAUGUACAGAGAACAUAAACUUACUAUUCAUUUUUGGGGUUUCUUAACAUUUUAUUUAUUUGUACCAUUAUAAUUUUUUAUAUCACACAGGUAUUGCAGUUGAACAACUUAUUCUUCUAGACAUUAAUUUCGUCACUUAGUUUGAAUCUUCCUUACCUUUAGGACAAUUUAAAAAAAAAUUACUUGUCAUUCUUUUUGUAGGGCAAAAAGUUGUAUUUGACAGGGUAUUUUUGUAUGUAAUGUAAACUGCCUUCUUUACAUUAAGAACAUAAAAAUCUCAAAACCCCAAA
Messenger RNA from Cyprinus carpio (common carp), 3556 nucleotides. RefSeq names its product poly(A) polymerase gamma-like. The transcript is spliced from 23 exons. The coding region runs from base 141 to 2390 and encodes 749 amino acids. The record is from RefSeq and is a predicted model, not a curated record. Gene Ontology annotation, cellular component: nucleus. Lineage: Eukaryota; Metazoa; Chordata; Actinopteri; Cypriniformes; Cyprinidae. Gene Ontology annotation, molecular function: poly(A) RNA polymerase activity; RNA binding.